ACAUGAAUUAAUUCUAGUCUGAGUUUGCACAGCACAUUACACUGUGAAUUGUCCAACUGAGCCAAGUUCACUGUGGUUUACAUGGUGUCAUGCUUGGACAGCCAUGUGAGAAACAGAACUGAAGCAUAUCCAUGAUGCAAACUCUUAAUACUGUCUUCCUCGGGUUGGUAGCCUCUGGAUAUAUUUGAACUACAAUUCCCAAUGCUCUUAGCAUGUUGGAGUUUGUAGUCCCCCUCCAGCUGAACCAAGAAUAGAGUCAAAACCUUUUGAUUUCCUAAUCAUAGGUGACCAAUGAGCAUGCUAAGUGGUAUGUUUUGUUGUAAUUGCUAAGUUUUACCGUUGCUGGCAAAAUUAGUAUUCUACUGCACUCAGUUCUUAUUCUUUACACUCUGUUCUGAGCCUUCCCCAGCAGAUGGCCUUGUAGAUUUUUUUUAUAUAUAUAUUUCCUAUUUCCUGGAUUAGACAAGAGAAUCAGUUUGGGAGUCUGGAAGGUGUUAGUAGAGUUAAAAUUUGAUGAAUUUCUGUGGUUCUGUGACUCACAGAUUUUGGGAAAAUACAGUUACAGGGAGUCCUUUCAGCCUAUUUACCAGGGAGGGAAAAGCACAGCAGACUCUGCAGCAUUGGCUGUCAGCCUGACCCAGCGAAGAGAAUGGCAGGCUACUGCAGAAGUAAGACAAUUGAUUCCAUGCCAGGCAGUGCCUGUGAAAAUGGUGAGGCUUGGGCAGGAAAGAAGGACUGAAAGAUGCCUCUUGCACUCCAUAUGAUGAGAUCACUCUGCAGAAGAGGGUUCAGCCUGAAGCAGCCCCUCUGAUCGCACACCCUGCCUGAUAUUCCAAGCAAAGAAAUGCAGAUACAGCAUCUGGGAGAUCUGGAUGGACCUGUGCUGACUUUAGAUGCCGAAGCAACGGCCACCUCAGAAGGAGAAUCAGAAAGAAUGGUGAAUGAAAGAACUCAAAGCUCUGAUGGCCAGGCCAAACUUUCUGUGGUGGCAAAGAGGAACAGCGUCCAAGCAGUGUGCUUCAAAGACAGUGGUGACAGCGAUGAAGAAUCAAAUUCCUCUGAAGACGAAUUGAACACUUCACAGGUGGAGGUUUCUGUGCUUCAGAGGCUGGGCCUGCAUAGGACAUCUUUGACAGAGCAAGAUGUGGAGGCAGCUUUUGCACACUUAGCUUUGGCUUUACGCUGCGAUAUGUUUACCCUGAAACAGCGAGUACAGAUAGAAGAACGAGCACGGAACACAGCAGAAGAGAAUAUUCAGGAGGAGUUGGCCGAAUGUCAGGCAGUACUGCAGAAGUUGGAGCAGGCUUGCUUGAACCCCAGGCAUAAGGAACUGGUUGAACAUUUACAGAAUAGCCUAGCAAUUCUGACAAGAACAAUUGAAAGGGCAACAAGUGCAGCAGAGAAAUUAGGAGCUGUCCAUCAGGAGGCUCGGAUGAGUCGAGCUGCAGAACUGAUGGUGCAACAUGUGGAGAACCUGAAACGGCAUCACCUGAGGGAGCAUGCAGAGUUGGAGGAUAUGAAGAGGCUGAUCCAGCAGAAUUCCCGAAACUGGCAGUUAACUGAAAAUAAGGAUGAUGGUGAACAGAGACUGAAAUAUCCUCUAGCACGAUUUUUUCACCAGGGCUCAGCUCGGCGUCGAGUCAGCAUUGCAGUUGUACCCAGGCAGCUAACGUUCCAUAGCUCUGAAAAUGAGGAAGGCCUUGAGGGAGAAGUGGUUAAGCCAUCAAUUGACAAAGAUGAAGGUUCACAAAGACAGUCCCAUUUCUCCCAAGAAGACCCUGCAGAGAAUCACGUGAUCCUGCAUCCAAGCCCCUCCAGCUUCUCACAGCAAAGCUUGCAAGCAGCAAAUAGUAGCAGAGAAAGAAGCCAUUGUGCAGAAGGGAGAGAGUCAGAACUUAGGAGCAGAAGCCACAUUAGCAAAAGUUUAGAAAAUCUCAUUGAAGGAUUGGGUACUGAAGAGGCAAACAAGGAAUGUGAAGAAUUGGAAGAAAAUGCUUUGCUGGUCAAAAGAUCUAAAUUGGAGAUUUGCAGAGCCUGGUUUUCUGUACCCGUUUACUACUGGGUUUCAUUAUGGAUGUUUUUCUUGGGGAUUGCUUGCCUUGUUCUAAUCUGGAUCCUGGAGCUGCAGAAGCAAUGUUCAUUUACAGCCUCUGAUUGUUAGACACAAAAGGCACAUACAUUGGCAUCAUCAGACUUUACUUAUGGAAAAAUAAAAAAAGGAAAACAGUAUGGACGUCAGUUUGUGAUCAGUGUGCCCUAAGGGCCUAAGACAUAUUUCUACUCAGUCCGACCAGGCCUUACAAUAUGGUCCCACCCUGCUGAAAUGUCCUGGAAAACUUCACAAAUAGUUAUGUAUUUGAAUGAAUUCAGGUAUGAAUUUUUCUGAAGGUGAUAUAGUUUUAGCUCGGUAAGUAUAGUACCUUUGCUAAGAGAUACUUUAAUAAUGGGCUAAUGCUUACAACUCUUUAUUAAUAUAUGCAUAUAUAAUGUGAAUAAUUGUCAUUGCCUAAAAGGGGGGUGUUGUUGGGUUUUUAACAGGGAGGUUUUUUUGUAUUCAAGAUUGUAAAAAUAUGUAAUUGUAUACAUUACUGUCCUGGGAUUAAAAGAAUCCUUGAAAUGGAA
Crotalus tigris (Tiger rattlesnake) is the source of this 2622-nucleotide messenger RNA. RefSeq names its product inositol 1,4,5-triphosphate receptor associated 2-like. Bases 845 to 2161 code for a protein of 438 amino acids. The transcript is spliced from 15 exons. Gene Ontology annotation, cellular component: endoplasmic reticulum membrane. Lineage: Eukaryota; Metazoa; Chordata; Lepidosauria; Squamata; Viperidae. The record is from RefSeq and is a predicted model, not a curated record.